Messenger RNA from Coccidioides posadasii C735 delta SOWgp, 1792 nucleotides. RefSeq lists its product as uncharacterized. NCBI's taxonomy places the organism in Eukaryota, Fungi, Ascomycota, Eurotiomycetes, Onygenales, Onygenaceae. The record is from RefSeq and is a predicted model, not a curated record.
CCCAGUUACAGAGUAAUUAUCCUGUUAUUGUCGAUCCAAAGGAGUCCUAACCCUGAAUUUUGGUUUUUUUGGCAUUGCUUGUUCCCCCAACCAUCCAAGCAAAUAAGCUCCCUUGUGAAACCAAGAGACACAGAAGUGCAAUGGCUUCUGGUUUUCGCAGACUGGCUGCAGACCAUGCGUCUCUUCACAGCUCAGGCCUUCCGCCAAAUUAUUUAUUCCCCCCAUCGAAUGGCCAAUCCUCCUUUCCGGAUGAUCUCAGACAGCUCACUAUCCUUCUAGCUGGGCCCCCGGUAACGCCUUACUCACAGGGCCUAUGGCGGCUUCAUCUCCGCAUCCCUGAAGAUUAUCCAAAAAGCCCGCCGAAAGCUGCAUUUCGAACACGGAUAUGGCAUCCAAAUGUCGAAGAAUCAACUGGCGCGGUGUGUGUGGACACCCUGAAGAGAGACUGGGAACCGAAAUUAACACUGAGAGAUGUACUCAUUACCAUAUCGUGCCUUUUGAUACAUCCUAAUCCGGAUUCGGCUUUGAACUCGGCAGCUGGGGCCCUCUUGCAGGAUGAUUAUGAGGCAUUCGCGCGCCAGGCGAAGCUAAUGACAUCCAUACAUGCCCCUGUUCCACAGGAGUUAAAAAGCCUUGCGCUGGAGGCGAAGAGAAGAGGUGAAGACCCAGAAACGAAUCUAGACGAAAUUCAAAAUACAAAGAAUUCGGCCCCUUCGCAGUCGAGGAAUAGGCCAAGCUCAUCCUCCGUGACUAUGAAGAAGGACGUCACGUCGCAUAAUGCGCCGAUGCCUAGCUCCAAGCUAGAUAUCAGACUCAAAAGGGAUAGCUUGCAGGACCAAAAAUUAAAUGGCGGGCGGGAAGAUGACUCAGAUGAAGGCGAUGACCCAGGCAGUGCAUCCAAAGAAAAUGACCCGUCGCUGUCACUGUCCCCUGUCACUUUCCCACCGCCGAGCCCGUGGAAGAGCGUCCUUGGCAAACGGCCGCUUUCCGCGCUCACACCGCCCGAACCGGAUGAAAUGGUUGUGAUUAAUGACGAUGAGGACGGUUUCAACGCUCUAAGCAAUUCUGAGAGAAACAUCGCGGCAAACGUAAACUACAGCGACCGUGGCCAGCGACAGACGUCACGGCGGAAAUCUCCGAAAAUCGCAGAUCCGAGAAAAAGUCCAAUUACUCCGGCUUCCCAGUUCCAGUCAACAGCCCGGCUGCAGCCUGCUUCCGAAACGGCUCAUGCAAAGGGUCGAGCCGAGCAGCAACUAAGUCUAAGCGAUGCUCACCCUGCAAAUAACGAAACAUCCAAGCCCGUAAUCGGCAAUACAUCGCUAAAGAGCAACGUCAUCAUCACAAACUUGGCUCCUCGGGCCCAGCCACCAUCCGCAACUACCGCGUUCAUGCCCCAAUAUUUGAGAAGCCCCCUUUCUGGCGUCGGCACCAUUUCAUCCAAAUCUCGACCAUCCAAACCACCUCCUCCUGCCACCCGCAAGGUAUCAACCAACAGUGUUAGACCGAAGCCGCGAACGGGGCUUAGACGGCUAUAGUUCCCUAUUUUCCUUUUUAUCCUUUCUAUUUACCAGCUACUUAUGCUUUAUUUUGCUUUCGUGUCCCUCCUUUCAGUCAUGAAAUAGCAAGGGUGGUUUUUCUCAACAGCGAUUAUUUUCGUUAAUGUAUGUUGCACAGCGAAGCAGUUUUCAGUCCCAAUGAAAACUUAUGGUGAACGAAAGAAGUACAAGGGUGUAGCCGAUGUCUGAAGAGUUGUCCUCGGAUCUUACUUUAACGGCAGAAAGUUAAGAGCAGC